This is a messenger RNA of Annulohypoxylon truncatum, 1429 nucleotides long. RefSeq lists its product as uncharacterized. NCBI's taxonomy places the organism in Eukaryota, Fungi, Ascomycota, Sordariomycetes, Xylariales, Hypoxylaceae. The record is from RefSeq and is a predicted model, not a curated record. The transcript has a single exon. Bases 137 to 1036 code for a protein of 299 amino acids.
GACUGCCUGCAAACUGCAAAACCCUGUCUAAUUCGUCCCUAACCUUCAGUUUUACCAAUCAUGAAUUUAUAAUGAAUUUAUAACAAUUUUUCGCCUCCUCUCAUGUCCUCAACCACCCGAGAAUAUCGUUCGCAGGAUGACUGACCCCUCAUCUCUCUGGACCAUCGUCCUCCCCGUCACCGCUUUUUCUUUCUCCUUAGUCGUCAACGCGCACUUCUUUACUUCUUAUACGACCGCGUACUUCUCCGCGCCGCACGAGAUCACCGUCUUCAUAGACACCGUCGACUUUUCAAUCCAGGAGAACGACAGCUACGACAGCGAUGUCUCAAAGGUGCAGAGGCUAGAGGACAAGCUCCGGUUAGGCCGGCUGCUGCGAGAGAUUCAAAAGAUUGGCGACGAAUUGCGAGAUGAUAUAAACCAGCUUGUGACGGCUGAGGGCGGGACAACGCUGCGAACCAGCGCCCGCAUUCUCUGGGCAAAUCACAGGACAAAACUGGAAGAGAAAUUACGAAGACUGGACAUGUUGCGCAUGCGUUUCCUAGUCGUAUACGUGGGUAUUGUUGCAAAUGCUAGUAAAACCGCAGCACCGAAAGAUCCCGAGAAAGCUGCCAUAUAUGAAGCCCCCAAAGGUUUUCCGAAGGGCCUAACCGAGAGCAUCAAGCAGAGACCACCUCUGAGAAAGGUAUCCACACAGCCGAUAGCACAUCACGAGAAAGCAGAGCCGUCGCAGAGGAGACAAUCUAUGCCAUUAGGCCAACAUGAAAAGGCGGAGACGCCACCGAGGAGACUAUCAACGCAGACGUUAGGACACUACGAAAAGGCGCAGACCCCGCACCGGAUGGGCUGGAUGCACGUCGUGGAUGAGUUGCAACGCUCCCCGAUGAUGCAUAGGCGUCACGCCUCAGUCGAGCAGAGUAUGCGCUCGCCGCCGUCUAUGUCGCCCCUAGGUAGCCCGGUUGCUCUAACGCCGCAAAUGGAUAACGGACGGUUCCGCGAAGCAAUAGAGUCUAUCCCGGAACACCGCCUAGCGGAGUAAUGACCAAUGACCUUUGACGAGCAUAUCACAUAACGACGUUGAACGACGACACCAUGACCCCGGAAUCCGGUGAGCCUUGUUAUGAGCAUUUUACGCCUACUUAAUUCAUUGCACGAGGAGUUUCGGUCACUUCACGAGAUACCCCCUUUUUUAUAUUUCGUUGCAUAUCACUACAUCACCCCGGUUCUCACUUCACGUAUAUAACUAACUUCGGCCUUCCUUUUGUUACCCCUUCAAAAAUUGGAUUUUAUAUCAUCGUUACCAUACCCGUUCUUAAUCGUCUUUGAACUGAAUCAUGAAUUUGGGAAUGUCGUAUGUAUCGGAUCUAGUGUAGGGGCAUGGACUCGGCUGGGCGGACGGACGGACGGACGGACGACAGGAUGAUGCAACGAG